Molecule: messenger RNA, 1846 nt
Organism: Thermothelomyces thermophilus ATCC 42464
Lineage: Eukaryota; Fungi; Ascomycota; Sordariomycetes; Sordariales; Chaetomiaceae
Exons: 6
Coding region: 131-1771 (546 amino acids)
Biological process (GO): ketone body catabolic process
Molecular function (GO): succinyl-CoA:3-oxo-acid CoA-transferase activity
Source: RefSeq, a predicted model, not a curated record
UAAAUACACAAAGCUCAAUGUUUCAGAAUUGGUCGACGAGCUGAGAAGAGACCAUUCCUUGGCAGUGAUUUUUCCCAAAAGACAUUUUAAUAUGGUUGGCGUCGCGCGGGCAGCAAGGCAAACGGCGCCCAUGUUGGCGCGACAGGCCUGUUCCUGUUCCCGACAGCUAGCCGCUGUCGCGGUUAGUGGCGUCUCCAGAGGGCUCAGGGCGCCGCUGCUGCCAGGCGGGACCAGGUUGGCCAUCGGCUGCACCAGAAGCUUCUCGCAGUCGAGGCAUCGGAGGUCGGUUGCGGCCCCCGACGUUGACCGGGCCGCCUCCAAGGUGUGGAAGAGCGCGGACGAGGCUGUUUCCGACAUCAACAGCGGUUCCGUGAUUCUGAGUUCCGGGUUUGGCUUGUGCGGCGUCGCCUCAACACUCAUCACGGCACUCCGGAACCGAGGACCCGAAUCCCUCCACUCGCUGACCGUCGUGUCCAACAAUGCCGGAGCCGAAGGGCGCGGGGGAUUGGCUCUGCUGACCGAAAACGGGCAGGUAGACCGCAUGAUCAUGUCCUUCCUGGGCUCGAACAAGAAGCUGGAGCGCCAGUACCUCACGGGCAAGAUCGCGGUCGAGCUGUGCCCCCAGGGGACGCUGGCUGAGAGGAUACGAGCGGCGGGGAGCGGGAUCCCGGCCUUUUUUACCCCAACUGGCGGCAAUACACUCGUACAGCAAGGGGCUAUCCCUGUCCGGUUCGACGCCGACGGAAACGUGGUCGAGUACGGCAGGCCGCGCGAGACGAGGAUAUUCAACGGCCGGACCUACCUGAUGGAGACGGCCUUGCCCGGCGACGUGGCCAUCCUGCGGGCCUGGAAGGUGGACAAGGCGGGCAACUGCGUGUUCCGCUAUACGACCAAGUCCUUUGCGCCCCUGAUGGCCAAGGCUGCCAAGCUCGCCAUUGUCGAGGCCGAGAACGUUGUCGAAGUAGGCGAGAUCGAUCCCAACGACGUCGACCUCCCCGGCAUCUUUGUCGACCGCAUCGUCCCGGCCACCGAGCCGUCCCAGAUUGAGGUUCUCAAGACUCGCUCGGCAGGGGACGACGGCAAGGCGGUCAAGAGCAAGGGAGACGCCCAGGUCCGGCGCGACCGCAUCGCACGGAGGGCGGCAAAGGAACUCAAGCAGGGCUAUUACGUCAACUUGGGAGUCGGCAUUCCUACCCUGGCACCUUCUUUCCUCCCUCCAGGCCAACAAGUCUGGAUUCAGUCCGAGAACGGCAUCCUCGGCAUGGGCGACUACCCCCUCCCCGACCAGGUUGAUCCAGACAUCAUCAACGCGGGCAAGGAAACCACGACGCUCGUCCCCGGCGCCGCCACCUUUGACUCGUCCGAGUCCUUCGGCAUGAUCCGCGGCGGCCACGUCGACGUAUCCAUCCUCGGCGCCCUGCAGGUCAGCGCCGCGGGGGAUCUGGCCAACUACAUGAUCCCCGGCAAGGUGUUCAAGGGCAUGGGCGGCGCCAUGGACCUCGUCUCGAACCCGGACAACACCAAGAUCGUCGUCGCCACCGAGCACGUGGCCAAGGACGGCACGAGCAAGAUCGUCCAGACGUGUACCUUGCCGCUGACGGGCGCGCGCGUCGUGAGCACCAUCAUCACUGACCUGUGUGUCUUCCAGGUUGACCGCAAGCACGGGACGUUGACGUUGACGGAGAUUGCACCGGGAGUGGAGGCGGAAGAGGUGAAGAACAAGACGGACGCGGCGUUUACGGUGGCGGAAGACCUCAAGCUCAUGGAAUAGCGCGGGGGGGCAAUCCCCUGUUUGAUACCUUUGUCACAAGCCAGGAGGAUACGGUUGAGUUGUGGAGCGCAUGGC